Molecule: messenger RNA, 1032 nt
Organism: Erinaceus europaeus (western European hedgehog)
Lineage: Eukaryota; Metazoa; Chordata; Mammalia; Eulipotyphla; Erinaceidae
Product: taste receptor type 1 member 2-like
Exons: 1
Biological process (GO): G protein-coupled receptor signaling pathway; sensory perception of sweet taste
Cellular component (GO): membrane; sweet taste receptor complex
Molecular function (GO): G protein-coupled receptor activity; sweet taste receptor activity
Source: RefSeq, a predicted model, not a curated record
UGGGGCCGGGCCGCAGGGGGCAGGCAGGCGCGGGGAGGGUGCCCGCCGGCUGACGGGCCGCCGCGGCCUCUUGCAGACGAGUACGAGUGCCAGGCCUGCCCGCCGCUCAUGUGGUCGGACUCCAACGACACUACCUGCUUCGAGCGGCGGCCGGUCUUCCUGGAGUGGCGGGAGGUGCCCACCGUCAUCCUGACCCUCCUGGCCGCCCUGGGCACCCUGGGCACCCUGGGCACCCUGCUGCUCUUCUGGCGCAACUUCGGGACGCCCGUGGUGCGCUCGGCGGGCGGCCCCCUGUGCUUCCUGAUGCUGGGCGCGCUGCUGGCGGCCUACGCCGCGGUGCCCCUGUACGUGGGGCCGCCCACCGUCGCCCGCUGCCUCUGGCGCCAGGCCCUGUUCGCCGCCUGCUCCACCGUGUGCAUCUCCUGCGUGGCCGUGCGCUCCUUCCAGAUCGCCUGCAUCUUCAGGAUGGCCCGCCGCCUCCCGCGGGCCUACACCUCCUGGCUGCGCUGCCGCGGGCCCUACCUCUCCGUGGCGGCCGUCACGGCGCUCAAGUUGGCCUUCGUGGCCGGCGCCGAGCUGACCCACGCCGCCACGCUGACCACCCUGGACGGCCUCGGCGACCCCCGGGUGGUGGUCCUGUCCUGCAGCCCCGACUACCGCAAGGGGCUGCUUCUCAACACCGGCCUGGACCUGCUGCUGGCCGUGCUGGGCUUCGGCUUCGCCUACGCGGGCAAGGAGCUGCCCACCAGCUACAACGAGGCCAAGUUCAUCACCUUCUGCCUGGCCUUCUACUUCAGCUCCUCUGUCUGCCUGUGCACCGUCAUGUCUGUCUACGAGGGCGUGCUGGUCACCACCCUGGACCUCCUGGUGGCCGUGCUCAACCUGCUGUGCAUCAGCCUGGGCUACUUUGGCCCCAAGUGCUCCGUGAUCCUGUUCUACCCCGAGCGCAACACGCAGGCCUACUUCCACAGCAUGAUCCAGGGCUACACCCUGGGGACGGGGACGGGCUAGCUCUGCCCGCGGGAGUCGGGA